CACUGAAGGUGACGACUCUAGAUUUGGUGAAAGAAAAGAUAUUCGUUCGUAACGUAGUCACUAUCCAAAAUGAUAACAGAGCAAAUUGCGAAAGAUAUAUGGGAGUUGCACAGUCGGCUUUUUGAUCACAGGCCAAUCUUACAGGGUCACAUACGGGCUUUUGUAAAAGAAUUUGAGGAAAAACGGGGUACAAGAGAAGAAGACAGACUGAACAAAAUAAAAACUCAGCUGAAUGACAUGACAGAUAAAUAUAUACCAGAAACAGAAACUGCUUUAGAUACAUUCCUUACAAACAUUCAAGCUAAAGUUAAAGUCGCUGUUGAGGUUUGCAAGAAGAUAGAAGAGAAAGAAAACAAUAUUGAGGUUGGCUUCUUAGACCUUCAGAGACAGAGGCGGAGAGAGGAAUGGGAUGUAUUUAUGCAAGAACAGUUUGAAAAGAGUGCUAAAGUUGAUCAGGAUAUGGAUAUAGAAAUGAAGAAAGUUUCUGCAGAGUAUGAGGAAUUGGAAAAGAAAAUAGAACACAUAUCUACUGCUACACCUUAGGUGUAAUAAUUCAUGUGAAAAUCCAUAAACUAUGUGAUAAAUAUUGAAGUUCAAAGUUGAAAUCUUUAAUAAUUAACAAGAUAUGCCAAAAGCUUUUUUACUUCAGUUGAAGUUUGUAUUUGUAGAUUUUAAGAAAUGUGGCAUGGAACUGUGGUAAAGUUAAUGAGUGAUCGUUUAAUUUGUAUCUGAAAAUCGUUCUAAAAAUUGGUAGACUUGAUUAACAAGCAACUUGCAUUAUACUUGUAAUUCUAAAUAAUUUUUUAUCUGCCAAGUGAUAUUGAUUCAUGGUAGUUCUGCACCUUAGAUAAACCAGAAGUAAUGGGGUAAUGUCAUUUAUCGGGAAAACAUAGACUAAAGCCAUUUUAUGAACCAGUGGCAACAGAUGAGUAAAUUUAUUGCAAUGACAAUAUUACUUAAGAUAUGAUAGUAAGAUAUCCGUCAGGUUAUGUCUUAAAAUCAGGUCGAUGUGCACAGAUCUCUGAUCACUGGCAAAUAUCUCGAAAACAAGCACACGGACCUGUACUAAAAGAUUCUUGCACUAGGUAUAGGUGCAGAUCGGAAUAUCCAGCCUAGAGGGUAACUGUUUAAGGCGGUAACAAAGCUUUAGCCAAGUUACGGCGUAAACAGUUACCCGAGAGCCGGAUAUUCCCACCUGUACCUAGUAACAACCAGUGAUAGAAUCUUUUUUUUGCAUACCAUAUUCAAGAAAUAAUAGUAAAAAUAAAAUUGAAUAACAAUCUUUUAAGAACUAUUUACUUACAGCAGUGUAUUUAAACAAAGCGCGGGAAAUCAACAUCCGUAAACAGGAAAGACGUCAUGAUGUUUCAAAGACAGAUAACAAUGUUUAGUUCCAGUUUUGUUUUAUCACUUGCAGUGUAAUUUUAUGUAUUUUAAUAAACUCUUGGGUUUUUUUUAUCGAGAAAUAUACUAUAAGGAACAAAGGGGGAACUACAAAGGUAUUGGAUUUUUAUUCUGUUUCAUGAAAUAAACUUUAAAUUACUACAUAAAUUUUCUACAUAUAUGUAGUUCGCAGUAUGUCGUUUAAACCACGAGAGUUAUCUUACAACCCAGGGUGUAAGAUGGAGUUUUCCAGCACAAUUGAAAAUACCAGAAAUCUCCGUCUGGUAUGCAAGAAAUUUUAUUCCACCAUAUUAUAAGGCUAAAUGUUUAUUUAUGACAGAAGUUCCAUUAAAAUCUACAUUUAAAAAAAAAAUCUGAGAAAAUGUUAUCAAAAUUGUGGUUUUCCCCAUACACUUGGCAUUAUGAAAACUUGUGCCAGGUCAAAAAUUUUCAAAUCAGUAUAACAAAAAUAUUGAGCACACAACCUUAUCUUUUUUUAUUUGCCAAAUUAAACUAUACUCUAAAGUUUUAUAAAAUCAGGGUUUAAGGUAUUAGAUCACUAAUAGAGAACCUCCUUUUUGAAGAGUAUUCAAUUCCUACCAUAAACCUACUUUUACUGCAUUACUUAGGGGGCGUACGUUCAAGCCCUACUGGGACCAAAUUUUUUUCCUUAUUUUCCUUUUUUUCUUGUAAGUUUUUACUUCUUUCAAGACUUAUUAUUGAUUUCUUGUACAAAAAUGGAAAAAGAUGAAUCUUAUAAGCGAUUUCUUGGUGUUCAAAGUGAAUAAAAAAUUUACUACUUCAACAGAAGGGAUAGAGUUACACAUCUUUAAAAAUAUUGAGUUACACAUGGUGAAAGUUCUCUAUUUUGCUUUCACUCUUAGAUUAUAUAUUGUGGAAGACAUUUAGGUAGGUUUUACGUCUCCCCUAAGGUUAUUUUUAAAUGGAGUAAGCAAAAGUCAAAACAGAAACACAGCAUUCGACCUUAGUUUUUCAAUGUUGAAGUAUAAAUUCUGUCUCACUAAAUCCGUUUACUUGAGGCACCAUAGAAAAAAUGAUAUUGACAUUUUUAUUUUGUGUUUUAUAAUUGUUUACCAAUAGUUUGAUGUUUCUUUUAUUAAAAUUAAUGGUAAAAUGAGUUCUCUGCAAACGUUUUGGAUAGUGGCUAUCACUUUGAAAUUUGUCUCUACUUGAGCUUGAGGAGAUACCAUAAGUUAUACAAAAAAACGGCAUGGUAAAAGUUGUUUAAAAAUUGCAAAAUAUUGCAAAACACGGUUACCUUUCAGAAUAUACCAAGCAAAGGCCAUUUUGUAAAUAUUACUAUUAGUGAUCUAAUACCUUAAUCAAAUUCUACAUUUAAAAAAAAAAUUGAUCCAAAUGUGUAGAACUAACUUGGAGCAACCUUGCUGAUUCUUUGUCAGAGAGCCUCUAAAAUAGUUCAGUGUAUUUUAGAAUAAAUCUGAUGAAGAGCAAUAAAAAGGAAAAUCAUCAAAACUCACAUAAUGAUUAAUUAGCACAUGACCUUCGCUCACAUGUAGUGUUAUCCUCUUCUCUCAGUAAAAAUAGAGUUCUUUCCCUUGAUUUGGUUUAAAAGAGAUAUUCGACUGUGUCUUAAUAACUUAUUGAUUGACCAUCAUGAAACUUUACACAAAUGUUGAUCGCUAUAGGCGCAUAAAUUUCUUCGGGAUCAUGGCAUUAACCAGACUUAUUGCCCUUUAAUUAUUUUUCAGUGCAUAAAUUCCCACAUAACUAAGAAAUUCAUUGAUGGAUCCUCAUGAAAUUUAACACAAAUAUACAUCAGUAUAGGGCAGUGGUGCAUGCAUAUCUUCCAUUAGGAUCUAUUUGCUAACUGCAGAGUUAUUGCCUUUUAAUUGGUCUAAAAUUAAAAAAUUUCUCCAAAACUCGAUACAAAUAUAGAUCACUAUAGGGCAUGAGUUUUUCCCCUUGAUUUUGUAAAAAAACAGUUGCACGGUCCUUAUGCAUGUAACUUGUGUUUAUCUCCAGGUUAUUUUACUGAUAAUCACGUGACCGCUUGUAGACGCUUGUCACUGUUAAACAAAUGUAAUUAUGGGAUAUCUAAAUUAGCAUCUAGAUGAUAUUUGUUCUCGUUUUGCAAAAAUUGAGAGGAAAAUUACAAGUUUCUUUGGGCGAAAAUGGCCCACGGAGACCUAAAAUGCUAGCGACACCAUGGGCAGUGACCCGAAAGAACUUAAAAUUUCCCAGUUCAGCUAAAAGUUUAGUCUAAAGAAUCAUGGAGCACUUUGGUUUGUACUUCCAAAAUCAGAAAGUCCCGGCCAGUUCAAACUGUCAAAAAGUUGGAAACGGAGCUGAACAUUUAACUUUUAGUCAAAUGGAACUGUAACCAUGUUGCUUGUGGGAAAAAUGGCACUAGCAAAAAAUUGUUUCAGGGAAAAAAAGUUACACAAAUUCGAUCCCUGAAAUAGGAUAACUUAGAAUAUGAAUUGCUUAAAACAAUCUACCGGUAAUGAAUAAUGUACAGUGUAAAAGCAGUAUAACAUGAUGUGUAUGAUAUUGUGAAUUUUCCUCAAAUUGGCCUCUUGAGCAUGAUUUUUCCACAUUUGACCAGUGCCCAGCGGCCCAUCUCCUAAAAAAAAAACCCUGAUCUCAAUUAAAUUCCUUUCAAAAUAAAGUCCUUCUAUUCGCAGAACAACUUAUUAAGUGGGGGAUAUAAAUGCACAGGCUUUAUUUAGUUUGCGUGUGUUUACUAGCACUACUACGCCUAAAGAUUGCUUAAGUCACACCAUUGUUGUUAGUAAGUGUACAUUACUGUAUAAAUAAUACAUUCUCAUGAAUGUUUUUAGUUAUUAAAAUUUAUAUGUGCAAUAAGAAAACAUAAUUGUUAUAUUAAUCAAGUAUUUAUUGUUAGCUCACCUGAGCACGAAGUGCUCAUGGUGAGUAUUAUGAUCACGUUGUGUCUGUCGUCUGUCGCCUGUGUGUGCUUGUGUCAAGUCGUCCGUCUUCAACAUUUGUGUUUAAACGACAUCUUUUCCGAAACCACUGACCCUGGGGGUCACAUAGUUUAUAUAAACUUAUAUAGGGAAAAACUUAGAAAAUCUUUUUGUCCAAAACCACAGGGCUUAGGGCUUUGAUAUUUUGUAUGUGACAUCAUCUAGUGGUUCUCUACUAAGAUUGUCCAAAUUAUUCCCCUAGGGUAAGUAUGGCCCCGCCCUGGAGGUCGCAUGGUUUACAUAGACUUAUAUAGGGAAAACUUUAAAAAUCUUCUUGUCAAAAACCACAAAGCCUAGGGCUUUGAUAUUUGGUUUGUAGCAUCAUCUAGUGGUUCUUUACUAAGUUGGUUCAAAUUAUCCCCCACGGGUCAAAUAUGGCCCUGCCCCAGGGGUCACAUGGUUUAUGUAGACUUAUAUAGGGAAAAACUUUAAAAACCUUCUUGUCCAUAUCCUACAAGAUUCAAAUUUGGACCACAUGACAUUGUAUAGUUUUCAGUGGCUAGAUUAACCUUGACAUGAGUUGACCUUUAUCUUGACCUAGUGACCUACUUUCGCAUUUCUGUUGCUACAGCCUUCAAAUUUGGAUCACAUGCAUAGAUUUGACAUUGACCUAGUGAUCUACUUUCACAUUUUUGAAGGUACUGGCUUCAAAUUUGGACCACAUGCAUAGUUUCAUGUUCUGAAAUGAAAUUUGACCUUAAUCUUUACUUAGUGACCUACUUUCACAUUUUUGAAGAUACAGGCUUCAAACUUGGACCACAUGCAUCUUCUUCUAUGAAUCAAUAAUAGCUAGAGCCUUGAUUUUUGUGUGUGAUAUCAGAGUUGUACUGUCUAACUAUUGCCCUAGGUGAAAGAAUGUGUGUGACGGCUAACAUAGAAAAAACCUAUCAAUACUUGUACCAUUACGUUAUGCAAACACACUUAAAGCCUUUUACUCAGGUGAGCACUUCAGGGUCAAUGACCCUCUUGUUAUUACAUACAUGUAUCUAAUACAGAUUUAUAUUUCAGUUGA
Molecule: messenger RNA, 5364 nt
Organism: Mercenaria mercenaria
Lineage: Eukaryota; Metazoa; Mollusca; Bivalvia; Venerida; Veneridae
Product: biogenesis of lysosome-related organelles complex 1 subunit 5-like
Exons: 5
Coding region: 70-543 (157 amino acids)
Cellular component (GO): BLOC-1 complex; transport vesicle
Source: RefSeq, a predicted model, not a curated record